Molecule: messenger RNA, 300 nt
Organism: Cladophialophora yegresii CBS 114405
Lineage: Eukaryota; Fungi; Ascomycota; Eurotiomycetes; Chaetothyriales; Herpotrichiellaceae
Product: mitochondrial import inner membrane translocase subunit tim10
Exons: 2
Coding region: 1-300 (99 amino acids)
Biological process (GO): protein insertion into mitochondrial inner membrane
Cellular component (GO): mitochondrial inner membrane
Source: RefSeq, a predicted model, not a curated record
AUGUCGUUCCUUUUUGGUGGUGGGCGACCACAACCCACGUCCGAACAGAAGAUCGCUGCAGCAGAAAAUGAAGUCGAGAUGGUCUCGGACAUGUUCCAAAGACUAACACAGUCCUGCCUCAAGAAAUGCAUACCAGCCGACUACCGCGAAGCUGAACUCAACAAGGCCGAAAGCGUGUGCCUCGAUCGAUGUGUGGCCAAGUUCUUCGAGGUCAAUAUGAAGGUGUCGGAGAAGAUGCAGGGCGAAGCUGCUAUGAGACAAGGCGGAGGCGGUGGAGGGGGCGGCAUGUUUGGCAUGUAA